AUGAACAAUUUAAACAAAGUAUUUCUGUGUGUACUCGUCAUCAUUACCCUGACUCUGCGUGUGGGUGCACUACAGUUCUCUCCAGAACUUGCCGAUGUCUACGCCGUCCUGAACAAGCCUCUGUGGUGGACAUGUAGCGUACUUAACACUGCACAGACAAGAUCUGUCACCUUCAUCUGGCGGUUCCAGGAUGCAGAUAUUGUUAAGGAUGGUACUAGGAUUGCUUACGGAAACGGUACCCUGUACUUUCCACAGGUUCUCAACACUCACUUCGGCAAGUAUACGUGCAUCGUCAGUGAUUCUCAAAGUGUAAUAGUGAGCUCGGCCUUACUUCAACAAGCAUACAUCUCUUAUAGUACAGUUUUACAACCUAAUAUCCAGUCUGUACUUUUGGGCGGUACUGCGUUUUUGGAUUGCAAAGCUGAAGGGAAACCUGCUCCAAGUCUUAGCUGGACACUGAAUGGUAGAAACAUCAACAGAUCAUCGCGUGUUCUCAUUACGGACUUAGAAGCCGGACACAGUAUGAUUCAGAUCAACAGCAUCGUCUACGCUGAUGCUGGAUCUUACAUCUGUGUAGUUAAUCAUGUGACACUGACCCAGCCCAUUAGUUCGGGUUCCGCCCUGGUUCGAGUCUACGGACCCCCAGUUAUUACUAGUAAUCUUCUGGACCAGGUUGUGCCCAUUGGAUACAAUGCGACAUUUUCCUGCCCAGCGAACAGUGAACCCAAAGCGACAAUAACAUGGCUGUUUACUCCAUCAAAUGGCGAUGGAACUCCACAACAGCUCUCCGCCUCGCAGCCGUCCCUUUAUACUGAUGACGCAAAGGGAAUAUUGCAGCUAAUGAAUGUUGCAGAAGAUAGAACUGGGGUCUACUCGUGCACCUGGAAUAAUCAGCAUGGAUCGGCGUUUUCCGAGGCAAAGCUUCUGGUUGCUGGGAAUCCCCAACCCCCUGUCUUUUCUACCCGACCAGUUGAUAAAACCUUAACUGAAGGCUCUGAUCUCACACUUUCCUGUGGCGGCACGGGUAAUCCUGGAGUUUCUGUGGUUUGGGUCGGUCCUACGGGACAAGUGAUCACUACAAAUCUAGCAACCCAGAAUAAUGACUCUGCCUCAGUAUAUGGCAAUAGUAGCGUCCAGGCUAGUCUUGGCGCUGAACAAGCAUACGCUGAGGGAAAUGGAGUGUUAACCAUCAGAAACAUCAGUCGAUCAGUCCGCGGUAUGUAUAUAUGUAGACUGGUCAAUUCUGUAGGUACUGUAGAGUCAGUGGCGUAUGUCAACAUUCUAUACAAACCGUAUAUUAUCACUCCCCCUCAAAGUGUGACAGUCAGUGAGGGAUUUGCAUUUUCAUUACCAUGUGCUGCUGUUGGAAAUCCUCAUCCGACCAUAAGCUGGAACAUUCCUAAUAAACCAACCGUGAAUUUGACAUCUGUGAAUUCUGGGAUGAAUUCAAACAGCAACGAAGUAGUUCUUGAUAACGGUGACUUGAGUAUUGUUCAAGCUAGUAGAAUCCAUCGUGGUUUAUUCACUUGUUAUGCUACUAACAAUAUAGGCUCAACUGCAGCUUCGGCAAUUGUUUCUGUGAGUGGUGUUCCCUCGUUUUCUGCUACUCCGGUAAGUCAAGGAGUAAUUGAAGGGGACACAGUUGUCCUUCAGUGUCAGGCAGACGCAUAUGUGGAUGCUCAAGUAACCUGGUACUAUAGGUACAUUAUGGAUCCCUCAAUACAAUCCACUGAUAUUUUACAGUAUAUUAAAGAGUCGCUUUCACAGAAUAAUCUGCCAACUGAUAACAUGACAAUGUUGCAGGCAAGUGAAAGCACGACGUUUUCGUUUAUAAACGACACAUCAUUACGAUUUGAACACGUUAGUGGUGGAGAUGCUGGCCUGUAUUUAUGUCUGGCCACCAAUGACCACGGUUCUGCUUUUGCUGCAGCUAUUCUAAGAGUAAUAACAAUUCCCGUGUUCAAAGACACGCCAACAGACAGAAGAGUGACCCUGGGCUCUACAGUGAGACUAGACUGUUUUCCCGUGGGGAUUCCAGUACCUUCCCAAAGAUGGUUGUUCAACCAGCGUGCAAUUGAGAUGAAUCCCAGGACAGUACUGUAUAUAAACGGAUCUCUUCUAAUAUCAAAUGUACAGGAAAGUGACUUGGGCAACUAUACCUGUCGUGCUAUAAAUCAAGCAGGUGAAAGGUCGAGUUCUGCUAUAUUAACUGUCUCGACACUUCCUUACUUUCUGACAGCCCCUGUUAAUACAACGACUGCAGCUGGAUCUACAGCAAUCAUACCUUGUCGAGGAAACAGUCCCACGUCAUUUCAAGUUGUAUGGUACCUGUCUGACGUGGCUGGAAACCCGUUGCGACCCUUAGAUCUAACAGUUGGCAACCAAAACACAGCUUCACCUGUUAGUCGAUUUCAGGUUAGCUCCGAAGGAGAUUUGAUAUUUAAAUGUGUUGAACAGUCAGACGCUAAUUGGUAUAUUUGUGUUCUCAGCAAUUCUGAUGGAAGUACACCUUCAAAUCCAGCUUACCUGACUGUUGACAUCUUGCCGUCGAUAAUAUCUACUGAAGUUGCCUAUACAUUGAUGCUAGGCCAAACUGGAAAUAUUACGUGUCAAGCUACAGGAUUACCUCUGCCUGUUGUCUCCUGGCUCACACCGGUUAAAGUUGAAUACACAGAAGCAUCUGCUGGGGAGAUUACGGUUUCGGUUGAGGAAACGCUUCAGUAUGUCAAUUCAACAUUAACAAUCCUAUCAGUAAACAUGGAGCGUGAUGCCGGUGUGUGGACCUGCAAAGCCUGUAAUGAGAUCGGCUGUCGUCUACAAAGAGUUACCCUAAAUCUCACAGGUAAUGCUAUCAUCAGACAACUCAUUGGACAGGAAUUUGACGAUGAUUAUUUCUUCUCUUGUAUAACGGCUGGUCUCCCUGUUCCAAACAUCACAUAUUCAUCUGGAGGAAAUCUCAUAACGAACUUAACCGAAGGUCAUACCGUUGUCGCAAAUGAUCUGUGGAUACGAAGAGACAAAAUCAAGUCGGAAUACACUUGUCAAAUUGACACUGUCAACGGAUCGUAUGCAAAACUGUCAUCACCGCCAGGUGUUGGGAUUUUGACCGUAAACCCCACAUCCGAUAGUUUGACUGUGUUGAUGACUCAUUCAGAACCGAUUCCUUAUUUAACACCCAGCAAAUUUCUUCUACGAUUGGCAGCUGAUAGCACAAAUUCAUGGAAAACUGAGACCUUCUUUCUGUCUAGUCAGCUAGAGGACUAUCUAGAAGUGGAGUCAGGCGCAGUAGCUGGCAAUAGCACACCAGCUUCUUGUACUGAAAGGAGCAUUGUAAAGCGAAAUGCCAAUGCGGAAAACACUGCCCCAAAAGACUUUACUGUAUCUAUUAACUCUACUGGGACCGAGUGGGUAUUUUCUAUCGAAGCUAUUAUUCGUAACCUCACAUCCAACACUGCCUAUCUUUUACAAGCAUCCAUGGUCAAUAUUAUAGGUCCCGGACCAUAUUCUCCAACAGUGAGUGCUAAAACUUUGGCAGCAGCGCCGUCUGCAGUAAGCAAUGUCACUGUGACGGUCUAUAAUAGAACAGCAACGGUGGCAUGGAAACACCCUGACCCUCUCAACGGCCAGCCAGAAGACACAACAGUCACAGUUCAGUUGUUUAAUUCUCGAUUGGACAACAGCGCCAUUGCUACAGUUACUGUUAGCGUUCUUCAGCAACCUCUAGCUACAUUUCAAGAUCUAAAGACUGGAGAUUACAACUUGAAGAUCUUCGCCUACAACACAAGAACGCUCACAACUAGUGUUGUUGUAACAGAAGUUUUUCAAGUAUAUGACUAUCCACCUACUUACAAACCAGUAAUAGAAGGAAUCAAGAGUCUGGAUGGGCAUGUAGUACAAAUAAACUGGACUGUACCUUUAAAUCCCAGUAGCAUUUUCCCGCCUGUAACCGGCUAUAUCAUUGAUGUAUUUACUGUGGAAGAUGGCGCUGUUGACAUCCACAAACUACAGCAAACUGUGAACAUUACCGGAGGCUCUGUGUCCUCUAAGAAUAUUGACCAUCUGCAAGAGAACACCAUAUAUUCUUUGCGUGUCGCUAGUAGGAAUAGCGCAGGAAUCGGCCCUUAUUCAGAUUCCAGAAAUGUGACCACUCCAUUCUCAGAAUUUAGCGAACAAACUUUUGAUAAUGAUGCUACCCCCUGGCGGACAGUGGCCAUAGUUUUUAUCGUUGUUGCUUCUUCUCUCAUCAUACUCGCCACUACCCUGGUUGUCGUUUACCAGAUUAAGAUAGCGAAAAUAAGAAGCAUCAAAUUAGACAGUCAACCGGAAAGUGACAUUCCGUUAGAUAAUAAACCCGAAGAAGAAAUGCAACACGACAGAGAUUCCAGAACUGUUGAAGGUUAUCAAAAUGAUAACACUAUUUUGUACUGA
Candidula unifasciata is the source of this 4428-nucleotide messenger RNA. The record is from the annotation of a GenBank genome assembly. NCBI's taxonomy places the organism in Eukaryota, Metazoa, Mollusca, Gastropoda, Stylommatophora, Geomitridae.